AUGGCCCCUGAGAACGAUGUCAAGCGUCUCAUGCACCAUAUGUUCCUACCCCCCAAGCUGCCACACAGCGCUGACAGUGGCAGCCAUUUGUUCCUCGUGCGAGCCACUCUGGCAGCCUUGAAAGAAUGGCAGUCAAACAACGACGAUGAGAAGCUUCUCAUUGACCAUGCGAUCGGGUCAAUUGAAAGCCUCAUUCUUAUUCAUUCCCUACAGGAUGAUCGCAUUGACGAAGCUCGUACUAGUCGCCUUCUACACGAGUUGAAAGUCGGCAACACAAUCGCCUUACACAUCAAAGCUCAGAACGCCGCUGUGCUGUUCACUCGUCACACAGACAGCAUCUUAGUCGACGUGUUCGAGCUUUCUGCACGCAACUCCGAUGUCACCGGAACAAAGGGUCGUCUUGUCCGAGACUUUCCAGGCCGCUCCGUCACCAUCCCUGCAAGCACCCUCGACGAUGCCGACUUCACGCCGGCACUUGUAAACGCACUUUCAGUGAUGGACGCAGAACCUGUGCCAGAAAUGCAGCCCAAAACAAAGAAGGGCGGAGUCUCUCACGGCGAAAAUCGCGACUCUACAAAGCCUCUCAUUGUGUCCGAGCUGCUUGUUGGAUUCUUGUGCAGUGUUGGAAGCCCCAUCGUGGUCGAGGGUGUACGUAAGCAUACCAGGGACGAGAUAAACUGGGACAGUACUCUUGAGCCAUGGCGUCGAUCGCCCAUGUGGCUGCUCGUUCGAGUGCUACUCCAGCUUGUGAUCGAGCGGGGAUCUUUUCGCAAUUCUCAUGACCUAUACAAGAAAGUGAUUCUAUUCGUUCUCAGCCGCGUCCUUGAUCAAGCUCGCAAGGAGAAAUUUUCUAGCGAUGAUCUCUACUGUAUGACCGCCAAGCUUGAUCAGCGGCUGAAGAAGAUAGUGAGAUCUUCCGAGAAUGAUCUCGGCGAUGACUUGAUUGUGCAGAGAGUCGUUGAAGUACUCCACAAGGUCGAUGAGUACCUUGACAAGAAGUGGACAGAGGUUCAAGAUGCUGAUGCUCGGAUGAUCGACUUUUCUCAUUUCAAGAACUUCAACCCUACCGCAGACAGUCAUGUCCACCUGCCCAAGCUGAAUGAGCAUAUCGACAAAUUGCGCGCUCGCCAGCGAACUUUGCAGAUCGCUACCUUCCAUCCUCAAAAGCAAUUGGCAGUGUAUAAACCUUCGCAACUUCCAGUGCUGCCAAGCUACAAUCCUACAGACUCAAGCUACGCGUCCGCCAACUUGCAGGCUUUCGAGGAUUGGGUUCAUAGACACCUCGAGACUUGGUCUGCUGGCGUUACAGCACUUGAGGUUUGUCAGAACAUGCUGACGCUCGUGAGAACCUAUCACAAUCUGGCAAUGGGACACUACAAUGGCAACCCAGAAGCAAUAUCAAAGAUGCUGUUGACUACGUUUGAGAUGUGGGUCGCAUCUGAUCAAGCGAUCACCCAGUCUGGACCCUUCCAAAUGCUUGCUGACUACGACCCUGGAAUCGAAACUCGUGUCUUGCAAAACCUGUUGUUGUCUUCCGCGGAGCUGAUGCAACGCCUUGCCAAAGUCGAGACCUAUCUAUCUGCUAGAAAGCAGAAAAGCUCAAUGAGUGCAAGGCGCAUGUUCACCACAAGAGAAAGCAAUGGUCUACCCUGCCGCUAUUCUCGCUCUUCACAAGAACAUAUUGAUCUUCUUCGUACAAUUCGGGCCAAAGGAGACGCUGCUCGAGACGCCAAAUUUGCAGAAUUAGCAAGGCUCCAACAAGAGCAUCGUCGUCUCGAUAAACUUGUCCAGCAGACGCCUUGCGAAUGGAAAGAGCGAGUGAUAGAUGACUGGUAUGGAGUACAGGAGACCGAGAGAUAUCAUUCCCCACAAUGCAGCUCGUGCAGGUAUAAAAGCCAGCGCGAUGGGCUCGGCAUCAAGCUGUUUGAAUAUCCCGUUCCAGCUUCGCAGGUCGAAGCAGAGUCGAUCGUGUUCGAGCUUCGCCUCCCGCAAAUCUUUGCCGACUGGCGAGACUUGAGAAGUUUCCUUCUCCAUGAAGUGCUAGGUGGCAAACUGCCGAUCGCCUCUGGUAAAACGGAGUACUUUCUCAGCAAGAAAGAUCCACACUUGAGCUCACAUCACUCUGGAGCCCGCCACGACCGACGUAUCGAUCUCUUGUCCACGGUAAAGCCUGCAAUUGUCACGCACUACCAAGUCAAAAAGAUCCCGGCUGCAAGCAGAGAGAAUAUCUGUGUCCCCAAUGCCCUCAGCUACCAAUACUAUGACACAGCCGCCCGUGCAUAUGACGGCAAUCCAGUCUUUGAUGACAAGACGGCAAAAAUGUGUAUGUACAAAACAUCGCGCCCGAGCUUGCAGAGAUUUUUGCAUCGUACUAUUGACGCUCCGGACGGCUGUCCACACAACGAGAUCAUUGCAAGCCAGGAAAGCUGUCCCGUCGACAUGUCACUCGAGGAGUUCGAAGCUCUUCUCUCCCUUCCAUUGGGACGCCACGUUCAAUGGCUGAACAUCGGCCGGGAAUUGGCCAUGCCUGCCAUCGACUUCCGCAAGGCAGACACCUUGCGCUUCUUCUUACAGUGCAUAUAUCAAAGCGGCCCGGCUGGCGAAAACUUUUUGCGGCAGUCCCACGAGAUACUGGAUGAACCUGGCGUCGCGGAGAUGCUGAUUAAUCGCCUCCAUGAAGCUUUGCAGCGAGUUCGUCAGAAUUGGGGCCUUGUCCAUGCUUUAGCCGUGUUUGUCGCAAUCGCUGGGCGUAUUGCAACACUGGUCAACACUGCAAAACCUGGCGCUUUGGCUUUCUUGGCCGAGGCUCGAGAAGUGGCAGCAGUAUGGACGCGAACGCUACUGGAAAAGUCCCAUGCUGCAUCCGAACGUAUCGAUCGCUUAGGAUUUUCUGCAAAAAGCCUCGAGAGUGCACUGGUCUGUUUGGCGACUUAUGAUGUUGACGACGAGGACGUCCAGACUCUGUUGGCUUCCACCAGCGAAGCUGCUUUGUUUGUUGAGAUGUCAAUAAUUAUGCAGGAAUGCCGAAAGGCUUCAAGCGGAGAUGGCUCUUUGAUCGACAUUGAACGUCUACGAAUCGAGCGUCUCCUCCAGCGGUCUUACAAAAUUCUUUUCAACAAUCCAGAGGGAAUAAAUCAGGGAAUCAGAAGAACGUGGGCUGGCUUCCCAAGUGGACGAAUCACCUGGACGCAGCUCACGAAUGGAUGUAGCGAAUGGGUUACUGCUCGAGCAGCUGACAUACAUGCCGACCUACAUUACAACCUCAUCACUGGUGAGCUUUUGGUCAACGGAGAACCGCUCAAUGAGCCAUCCAGUUCGUACCGGGAGCAACCACUGUUCAAGGCAUUGUUUGGAACUCAACGAGUCGAAGUGAUGCCGUCAAUGGAACCUGGAUUUCAAUAUUCCACCAAGCGACACUUCGGUGGGUUCGAAGUUCUCCUAGGAAUGGAUGCUAAGGGCAGCCUUGUGGUACAAGCGGUCAACGAUGCCGGAGCCAAGUUUGAGGUAAUCCCAAAAGCCUUCUUUGAUGCCGUCUAUCCUCAGCACUUCGUUGAUGAGUUCAUUCAUUGGUGCAACUUGGGUACGGGAAUGAUUCAUCUGGCAAGCAAAGCGACGCGCUGGCCAAUCGAUCUCGACCAGUCUUGGAACAUGACGCGGUUGAGCGGUGGACAUGAAUGGGCUUUGCACCGAGGGGAUGAUUAUAUGAUCCACCUGCAAGCUCCUCUCGCGUGCGCCGUCAAGGCAAUUUUGUCACCUCUGGCUACGGAGAAAAUCAUUCAUACCAGCAUCUCUCGUGUGACCGGCCAUACCAGCAUUGAACUACCUCUUUCCAGGCUGAAGUUCUUCAUCGAGCCACAGGGCAUGCGGCUUUGUUCGAGGAAUUACCAAAAUAUGCACGUUUCGAGCGACCAAAGUCUCGGAACGUUGAUCGGGCUUAAGAACAAACUCAUGCUCACGUCGGAUCUUGGCAGCAAGAUCGCUCUGGUCCCCGAAGCAAGCUUGAAAUACUCUCAGACUGAAGACCACAUUUCAAUCAUCGUCGACGUCAACGGCCCAACACGCGUUCAUGCCCUGGAGGUAGACAGUGUUCUUCACCGUCUGGUCAACAAGAAUGAUAUCGGGUGUCAACUGUAUCUGGCGUAUUUGCACGCUCUCACGACAUCCUGUCUGCCAGAUCCACUGUUACAAUGUUCGGGGACAGAGCGCGCGUUAGAGAUGUUGAGAUCCAAGUCCAUGUUGUCAUACAAUGAACUCACUCAAGACCACAUCACCAUGAUCCAAAGAAUUGCAGAUUUGAGUCCGAAACGCCAGUACUACCCAGAACACCUUCAAGUGAUGCAAUGCACGACCUGGAAUUCUCGACUCUUGACCAUGACUCAGGCCGAUGACUUUGUCACCGUUGCAGAAGAUAUCGUUCGGCACUUUGAGCAGCAAAAGUCGCUCCCAAUGUCGCAACUUGAAUUUCGAACGCCCGAAAUCGGUCGCUCAAGUACUCGUGCAUUGCGUUUUCGCGCGGUCAAUCGUAUUUCGUAUCUUCGAACGGCAGGCCACGGAGCUGAAGUUUUCACUACCUCGUUCGACAAAGUGUACGAAGCGCGAGAUGACGGCUGGACCGCUCAGGCGAACAACUCCUACCGAAUGGCGGUCUUACUAUCGCGGCCUGGGGCGUCUCCGUGUGGGCAUACAUUCUCGUCAGGAGACUUCUUGAAUACCUUUCUAAAGAUCUCACCAAACGUGGCCGGUGCAGUCAAGGGUAUCAACCCAGGACUGAUUCGAUAUAGUGCUGCAUGCCUGACAUCCGAGAGGUUUGCAACCUACCUGACACAUUUUCCAGCGUUACAGUCAUGGAUGAACAAGUCCGGCAAUAUCACACAGCGCAAGUUCGCAUUUCGGAUCUGGGUAGCGUCAUUGGCAUUUGCCGAAGAAGCGAACCUGACAAUGCUCCAAGUCCUUGUGCUUUUGUCCAAACAAGCGGCUCCAAACGAAUUUCUGCAGACCCCAAAGCAAGAAUUGUACUAUCUGAAGGAUGGCACGCAAUGUACCCGUUCAGUAUUGGCCAAUAUUUUGGACAAGCAUAAAAAUCCCUUUUACGCCUGUCCUGAGUCCCGCCUACCGCGUGGGCAGUCUGAGACGAAGAGCCAAUAUGCUGAUCGUCAGCACCAAGCAUGGCAAGCUGCGAGUACAAAUUCCGUCCGUGCCUUCCUUGACGCAGUGGUAGCACAAUGGCCAUGCCGACGACCGACGAUGCCCAUGAUUGAGGGCACAUAUAUAGAUCUCAGCAAGGCACUGGACGAGGUCGCAAAGCAAUUCGAGCGAUGGUUCGACAAUGUGCAAUUUUCAGAAUAUCUCCAAAGCAUUGAACAACAAAUUCAUGGACCCGCACACCAGCCUGUCGACAAGAUCGAGCUUCGAAAAGUCACUUGCUCGGAUCCACCGCGUCGGCGUGGUAUAGUCUCCAUGGCUGAUCUCCUUCUUAAAGACUCCCCAGUGCUGUCACCUCGUCCUCAAGCAUUGGGCCCAAAGGAUUUAUGCUCUAGAAACGAGCAUGUACAGCUGUUCCGUCUCCAAUCCGUUCUUGAUGAAUUGAAAGCUCAAAACACAUCUCUUUAUGAACAGAAUUGGAUUUCUGACCUUGGAGAGAGCUUGCAAGCAUUAAAGCAGCAACAAGGCAGUCGGAAAUUGGACAAAGAAUUGUUGUCAGAAGCAAUUGACCAACACGUCAAGCAACAGCAAGACUACGUCCAAGAAAUUGAACACACAUUGAAAAACGCUAUGACAGUCGACAAUCCUCUUCACACAGCUGGUUCUCGAUUCCGUUGGCCACGGAUGCGGACAGUUUGGUUUCUUCAACAGCUUUCUAUGCGCCCAUGGGGAAAUCUCCCAAAAGCCUGGAAAACAACUUUCGUGAAUUAUGCGAUGGCGCUCUGCAAUCUCCAGCGUGCGUUACGAAUGAAGAGAUUCUCCCACAGCAUUGAAGACCUCGUGGCUGAGAUUCAAAAUGUCGGGCAUGAAGCAUGGGACCCUCUCCAGUACCCAGAGUGGCUGUUGAUCGAGGUCGAAAGCGGCUUGACUAUCCGGUCGGUCCAGCGCGAGAUCGCCGGAGAGAUGAUGCUCCCUGUCUCCAAGCGAAAUUCUGUCAUGCAGCUGAACAUGGGCGAAGGAAAAUCCACGGUGAUUGUCCCCAUGAUUGUGACUGCACUCGCCGAUGGAUCGCGGUUGAUGCGUGUCAUUGUGAACCGUCCACAAUCAAAGCAGAUGUUGCAGAUGUUGAUCUCGAAGCUUGGCGGUAUCAUCGACCGACAAGUUUAUCAAUUACCUUUUGCAAGAUCAUCACGACUUGAUAGCACAUCAGCAUCGACAGUCAAAUCGCUGCUUCAGCAAUGUAUGCAAAGCGGCGGCAUCCUCUUGAUGCAGCCUGAGCAUAUCCUGAGCUUCCAGCACAUGGCGCCUGAGUACUUCAUCAUGCGCGACCCGACGCUCGGUCAGACCUUGCUCGACAUUCAAGAUUUUUUCGACGAGAAUGCACGCGAUGUCAUCGAUGAGAGCGAUGAAAAUUUCAGCGUCAAGUUGGAACUCAUCUACACUAUGGGCCAGCAGCAAAACAUUGAGGCUAGCCCGGACAGAUGGCGACUUCCUCAAUAUAUUUUUGGUGUCCUACGCGGGGUCCUGCCAACGAUUGCUCUAAACCGGCCGCACGAUUUCGAUGUCACUGCUGGAGAACCUGGAGGCUUUCCUCGACUUAGACUGCUGACGGCUCAGGGAACUAGCAUCCUCACUGAGUGUGUUGCGAAGCAUAUCAGCAACCAUGGUGUUCCAGGCCUACAGCUCUCCAAGCAGCCCGAGAGCAUACGCUAUGCAUUCAAGCGCUACAUAUGCGAGCCAGUUCUCGAAGCAGAAGACGUGGCAGCCAUUGAGUCGAGUUCCCUCUGGACGGAAAACACCCGAUCUUUGAUCCUGAUCUUACGAGGCCUAUUUGCCAAAGGACUCCUCGCGUUUGUUUUCGGGCAGAAGCGAUGGCGUGUCAAUUAUGGCCUGGCAGAUCGGAAGCCUCCAACACAGCUGGCCGUGCCGUAUCGCGCAAAGGAUUCUCCAGCGUUGCGCUCGGAAUUUAGUCAUCCCGACGUGGUUAUCGCCCUGACUUGCCUCUGCUAUUACUACAAAGGGCUUUCAGACGUCGAUCUGUUCACUGCAAUCGCUCAUCUCUUGGACUCGGAUCAGGCUGAUAUCAACUAUCAACUUUGGGUAGCCGACGCACCAAAUAUUGAUCCCGCCUUCAGAGUGCUGCAAGGUGUCAAUCUGCAGGACCGUCCACAGUGCUCUAACAAGCUCUUCCCAAAGAUUCGGUUCUCGAAGGCCGCUAUCGACUAUUUCCUAUCACAGAUCGUGUUUCCUAAGGAGAUACGGGAAUUUCCCAAGAAGCUUUCGGCCUCUGGGUGGGACAUUGGAAAGACGAAGAGCCAAAUUACGACCGGAUUUUCGGGUACCAACGACUCCCGUCCAACACUACCGCUUGAUGUCAAAUUCCUCGAUCUCGCAAAGCAAAAGCAUACCAAUGCUUUGGUCCUCGAGCACAUCCUACAGCCAGAGAACUCGGUUUACGCGUUGAGGCCACGCCCUGAUCUCACCGAUGCCGAAAACAUCCUACAACAAGUGCUCGCGUUGCAGCCUCCGGUCCAGGUGAUCCUUGACGCUGGCGCACAAGUCCUUGAGGACAAUUUGGCUUUCGCGAAGUCUUGGCUGGAGUAUGACCAAAGCGGCAAGGAUGCCGUUGUUUUCGUGGACCAAGCCGACAAUGUCAGCGUCGUAGAUAAGAAAGGCAGAGUGGACUUGCUGCACGCAUCGCCAUUCAUCUCUGCACUGUCCUCAUGCCUCGUAUUCCUCGAUCAAUCUCAUACCCGUGGCAUCGAUUUGAAACUGCCACGAGACUACCGGGCAGCGGUCACACUCGGACCCAGACUGAUCAAAGAUAAUCUGGUUCAAGCAUGCAUGCGAAUGCGCAAGCUCGGCCACGGUCAAAGCGUGGUUUUCUGCGUACCGCCGGACGUCCUAAACAAGAUACAGGAGAAGUCAUCGCAUCGGCAGAAAGUCACCACCGCUGAAGUGAUCGAAUGGUCAAUUCAAGAGACAUUUAUUGACAACCGGCGGAGUAUGCCUUUGUGGAAGGUCCAAGGUGAGCGAUACAUUCGCCAACGCGCUAUCUGGACUGCCGGCCUGCAAGGAGUGAAUGCCGAUCAACUACUUGAGAAGGAAUGUCAGGAGAUUGAACUCCGCUAUCGGCCAAACUUCGUCGACUUGGACGCUAUUCGGGCUUCCGAAACUAUCGCGGAUGAUCCGGAUAGUGUGAAGAUCGCUAAGCGCUGUCGUGAGUUCGGUAACAUCAAUCUCGAUCUCUCUGCUCUCCAAGAAGAGCAAGAGCGGGAGCUUGCGCCCGAGAUUGAGCAAGAGUCUGAGAAGCAGAGGGCGCCUCGUAUGAAGGCAGCGACCCAAGAACUCCAUCCGGAUGUCGUCGCUUUUGCAAAGACCGGCAAGAUAUUAUCGACGAACGCAUAUAUGGACGCAUUUAUUUCACUUGCCAACACUAGCGCAGCACAGCAGUUUCCACUGGCGCAGCUCGGAACAAAAGCUCUCAAAGUGACUCGAGAUUUCGUACAGACGGUGGAGGUCCCUAGGGGAGGAAGAUUCAUUUCCGACCGUUUCCUCCGCUCAGUCCACUGGCUCCUAAUUGCGACGAACGGCACCGAGGUGUCCUCAAUCAUGGUCAUUAGUCCCUUCGAAGCGAACGAGCUACGUCCUAAGAUGAAAGGCUAUGCGACAUCUCUGCAAGUUUACGCUCCACGCUUAAAUCAAGGCUACCGUCCUAUGGAUGCGCUUGACUUUCAUCCUGUGCCAGACGCUACGCCACCCACGAUUCCACUGCGCCUCGCUGCAACAUUGAACUCCUUUGCCGGACAGCUGUACUUCAGCACAUACGAGCACUACAAAGCUUUCGGCGAGGUUUUCGGCCUAUCGACCAAGCUCGUCACUGAGGCGAUGGAACGAGCGGGCUAUCGAGUCGAUGCGCAUGGGUUCAUCUUGUCCGACGAAGAAGGCUGUCGAGGCGGAGCAUCAGCUUUGACGGAGAGCCCAGUACGCUUCUUGCGAGAUUUCACGUUGAUUCGGAAUGGUGGAAGAGCUUUUACUAGAACGCAUUUGGGCGAUGUUUUGGAUGGACGUACAUUCUUUCCUCAGGACUUUGAAUAA
Molecule: messenger RNA, 9240 nt
Organism: Dissoconium aciculare CBS 342.82
Lineage: Eukaryota; Fungi; Ascomycota; Dothideomycetes; Mycosphaerellales; Dissoconiaceae
Exons: 1
Coding region: 1-9240 (3079 amino acids)
Source: RefSeq, a predicted model, not a curated record